AUACCUCCCUCUUCCUACCUUCACCACGACUUCCCCGGAUAUUCCCCCAGUUUCCAACUCCCGCAGGCAACCAGAUUCUCUCGAACUCCUUAGUAAGACUUGUACUUCCUCCGAUAUUCUGUUCGACCGUCAAUACACUUCCCGGCCACGCCCCACUCGCGGCAACAUGGACGCCAAGAGACAUCCGAGCUCGUUCCAGCAGCUCGAAAAAUUGGGAGAGGGCACUUAUGCUACUGUCUUCAAGGGACGGAACCGCCAGACCGGCGAGCUUGUCGCCCUCAAAGAAAUUCACCUUGACUCAGAAGAAGGCACUCCGUCGACCGCGAUCCGUGAGAUUUCCCUUAUGAAGGAGCUCAAGCACGAAAACAUUGUUGCCCUUCACGAUGUCAUCCAUACCGAAAACAAACUCAUGCUAGUAUUUGAGUACAUGGAUGGUGACCUGAAGAAGUACAUGGACACGCACGGCGACCGGGGCGCUUUGAAGCCCAUCACUAUCAAAUCUUUCAUGUUUCAGUUGUUGAAAGGCAUCGAUUUCUGUCAUAAGAAUAGAGUCCUCCACCGAGAUCUAAAACCUCAGAACCUGCUUAUUAAUGGCAAAGGCCAGCUCAAGUUGGGCGAUUUUGGGUUGGCGCGUGCGUUUGGUAUUCCUGUAAAUACAUUUUCGAACGAGGUCGUCACCCUGUGGUACCGCGCUCCGGAUGUCCUCUUGGGAAGUCGAACCUAUAACACGAGCAUCGACAUAUGGUCGGCGGGGUGCAUUAUGGCCGAGAUGUAUACGGGACGACCGCUCUUCCCUGGUACGACCAACGAAGACCAGAUCGUCCGUAUUUUCCGCAUAAUGGGCACGCCGACAGAGAGGACCUGGCCCGGUAUCACCCAAUUCCCCGAGCACAAGUCUAAUAUCCAAAUGUACGCCACGCAAGACCUCAGGGCUAUCCUACCGCAGAUCGAUCAAGUCGGAAUCGAUCUUUUACAGCGAAUGCUGGUCCUUAGACCUGAGCACCGCAUUAGUGCCCAUGAUGCCUUACUACACCCCUGGUUCUCUGAUUUGGCCAUGCAACACCAGAUGCAGCAGCAGCAACAACAGCAGCAGCAGCAGCAGCAACAGCAACAGCAACAGGCAAUGCAGGCGCAGGUUAGGGGAUAUGCACCUCCCGCGGUGCCAUCGCAAGGCGUUUACGAUCCCGGCUACUAAGCAGCAGCUUGUAACUGAUGUCAGUCAGGCUUCCUAAGUACCUACGUUGGCCACCCCAUCCAUCCAUAUCCAUUGUUCGGGGGGAACUCUUUGAAGGUUGUGUAAGGAGUG
Hypoxylon fragiforme is the source of this 1306-nucleotide messenger RNA. RefSeq names its product PHO system negative regulator. Gene Ontology annotation, molecular function: cyclin-dependent protein serine/threonine kinase activity; ATP binding. The record is from RefSeq and is a predicted model, not a curated record. The transcript has 2 exons. NCBI's taxonomy places the organism in Eukaryota, Fungi, Ascomycota, Sordariomycetes, Xylariales, Hypoxylaceae. Gene Ontology annotation, biological process: protein phosphorylation. Gene Ontology annotation, cellular component: cytoplasm; nucleus. Bases 167 to 1195 code for a protein of 342 amino acids.